Molecule: messenger RNA, 843 nt
Organism: Penicillium malachiteum
Lineage: Eukaryota; Fungi; Ascomycota; Eurotiomycetes; Eurotiales; Aspergillaceae
Product: DUF2293 domain-containing protein
Exons: 2
Coding region: 1-843 (280 amino acids)
Source: RefSeq, a predicted model, not a curated record
AUGGCGCGAAUAAAAAGGAAAGGAAAUCAAAAGAAGAAGCCUGGCAAACGUCGUGGCCGAGGCCAAAAGCCCGUAGCAGAUCCUGCAACCAAGGAGUCAGAUACCUCGGGCCACCGAUCUCCACUGGCCUCCAAAGUCUCUAAAGCCAAUCUUCCAGCCAAAUCAAGAGUCCUUCCACCUUCAUUUGAUCCUCUUGAAAAGAACGUCUUCGAACGCGUACCAAUGCCAGAAAACUAUGUAUUUGUGCCAAAAGGGAAUGUCUACAUCACCAGACACUGUCGAACCAAUACCAAAGAAUCUAAUAGAAUAGUCUAUGUCGUCUACGUGAGUCUCUUUCGACAAUCGCAAACCCAAUCUCAGGAUAAAGCUCUAACAAACACCCAGGACAAAUCAGGCAAACGAACCCGAGGCAUUCGAGUCCCAGAGGAAGUUCAUGUUAAGGUAUGCGACAUGGAAACCUUAACCGCAAAGACCCGCGCCGAUGAAACUGAGGCGCGUGACAUCAAAAUUAUCAGCCGCAGCCGGGACCUCCUUCGUGAAGAAUACCCGUCCAUGCCUGCUGAGUCACUGGAGAUCAUUCUUAACCACGCCUUCCUCAAGGGUUCUGGGCGAGUGGGGCGCACCUCAAUAAAGUCGGAUGAUCGCAAGGCUGAACUAGCAGUUGAAGCUCAUAUUCGUCACACGCAUACCCCGUACGAUGAAUUGCUUGAUGGUGGAAUGAAGCGGGAGAAAGCACGGAAAAUCGUGUGGCCCACGAUCCAGAGGAUUAAGAAACUCUGGGAAGAUGGAAAGGAAGAGGAUACUGAGAAUCUAGUCAUGGAAUUGUCAUCGGGCCCAGUGUAA